CGCGCGCUCUUCUUAUAGCAACUAGUUUGGUGAACUUAAAAUUUAUCAGAACUUGUUUAUUAAAUUUGAAAAAUAAUAAAUUACAAUGUAAAAAUAUAGAUGUCAGACGGUGUGUUGGAUGAUAUAUGUUGUGUCUUAUGUAAUAGAAAGGGCUUGAAGUCUGGGGGAACAAUUGGAGAUCAUUGCAUUUGUAAAGACUGUGCAAAUUGUUCAGGUGGCAUAGUUCCAAACGACGAGUAUUUUGGAAGAGCUUUUCAAAAAUUUUCUACUGAUAAUCUUAAGGAAAUAGCAUCGUCCCAGUUGUUAAAAUCAAUAUUUUUGGGUCAACUGUACAGUUACAGACAUAAUAUCUUCAAAACUGGUGGAGAUGCAAAAAAAAGUUUGUGUGACAUUUGGUUGGUUGAUUUGCUAUCAGAUGAUCAAGUGCAUACUCUUUAUAACGCAUUAGUUAGAUCAUAUAAUAAUUUAAAACAUAAUGAUUACGUGUUGAAAGUCCUUGUUCCAGAGGCAAUACUAUAUCUCUUCGCCAAAGUGGAGAAGAUUUCAAGGAUUAAAGCUGAAGUUGUAUUGAAUUCAUAUAUUUCAGAAAGAUACCAUGAAAAUGAAAGUCAAAAUUCAGACAGUUGUAAAAGUGAUGUAAAUUGUGUUUCCAGAAAUGAGAAUAUUUUAUUGAAUAAAUUAAAAAAGGAGGAAAAAAUUAAAAAAAAUCGUUUAUCCAAAUGGGUACAUUAUAGUACUGAUACCAAUACUAUUGAAGAUAAAAAAGAGAAUGAAUUACCUAAAAACAUUCACAUUGAUUUAUGUAUAGAAGAUUCAGAAACCUUCUUGGUGAAAAAUUUGUUGAGUUAUUUAAUUGAAAAGGUUUGUAAUUAUAUAGAUGGAAAUGACGUUGAUUUUAACAUCCAAAAUCCUCAAUGUCCUACAUCAUCUUGUAGUAAAAAAUAUCUAAAUGAAUCUGUUUUUACACUCUCUGGUGAAGAAAAGAAAGUUAAUUUGGAAAUGGAUAUGCAUCAAGUUAAAAAAAAAAAAUAUCUAAAUGAAUCUGAUUUUACAUUCUCUGGUAAAGAAAAGAAAGUUAAUUUGGAAAUGGAUAUGCAUCAAGUUGAAAAAAAAAAAUAUCUAAAUGAAUCUGAUUUUACACUCUCUGGUAAAGAAAAGAAAGUUAAUUUGGAAAUGGAUAUGAAUCAAGUUAAAAAAAAAAAAUAUCUAAAUGAAUCUGAUUUUACAUUCUCUGGUAAAGAAAAGAAAGUUAAUUUGGAAAUGGAUAUGCAUCAAGUUGAAAAAAAAAAAUAUCUGAAUGAAUCUGAUUUUCUACUCUCUGGUAAAAGAGUUUCUCCUAAAAACAUCAAAAGAACAAAAGAACCAAUAGUAAAACGAGGUAAAAAGGCGUGCCCUGUACCUGGAUGUAAGUCAGUUAUUAUCAAUUUAUCGAGACAUAUAAAAGAAUCUAAAAAAAUGGACCACAUUAUAUUAAAAAGAUCUGCGUCAAAAGUAGUUUCCCUCUUCGGACUUAGAAAAAGUUGCGCAAAAAGUUGUGAUGUAAUCAGACCUCGCAAAAGUGUUACUAAAUCGUGCCCAGUUGAUGGAUGCCUAUCAACAAUAUUAAACUUAUCUGACCACUUUCGAAAAUCUCACCCAAGUAUUUACAAUAAUGCUGAGCUGUAUGAUGAAAUGAAAAAAAAAGCAAUAGUUAUUUCAGAAAAUGAUAAAGAACAAAUAAUGUCAAUUUUCCCCUCAAACAAUCCAUUGCCUUCUGAUGAUUCAUACGAUUCAGAAAACGGUUCUGCAAAAAUUGCUUCUGAUAAAUAUAAAAAGUUUAUUUCCCAAAUUGAUUCUUCUACUGACACUGACUCAGAUUAUAUAGCUGAGUUAGAUGAAACCGAUGAGUCUAAUGAUGAAUAUUUACCUGAUGAUAUCAAUGAAGAAUCUAUUAAUGCUGUUUUAAAUAAUUUCGAAAUCCAUUUAUUAGGUUUUGAAGGUGGUAAAAAAAAGGAAAAACCUGCUCGCCAAUGUAAAAAUCAAGUUAAAUGUAUUCUAAAUUGUAUUAGUCCUACUCUAACAUCACUUGAUCCUUUGUUUAAUCUUCAAACACUUAGGGAGAAGUGGCUUCCCUGGGCUUUGGCUCCUGGAAAAGGUAAAAAUGGUAAAGGUCACCUACCAGGAACAUUAAGAUCCUACCUUGGAUCACUGAGUAAGUUUAUAGAAUUUUUAAUUCGGCAGAAAACAGUUUCUUGGGCAAAAAAGAUGUUCGUCCCUUGCACUAUUAAUCUUGAUGUGAUGAAAGGGCUAUUGAAAGAUAUUAAGAACUGGAGUGCAAGCUAUUGCGAUGAAGUGGAUGAGCGAGAGUGGGAUGUUUUAGAAAAAGACCUUGCUAAUAUGAUUGACCCGGAUGAAUUUCAAAAAGUUUACAAUUCUGAGCUCUCUCAGCAAGCACGAAAACUACUGAACAAUUCGAUAUUAUUUGAAGAAAGUGAUUUUAGCAAAGAAAAUUUUGUUACAGUUAGAGAUUAUUUAGCGAGUCUAUGCUGUUUGAGAAACUCUGCUCGUGCUGGGAAUUGCAUAAAUAUGCUUCUUUCAGAAUUUCAAGCUGCAAAAGUUGAUAAAACAACUAAUAACAUUAUAGUAAACGUAAAAGUUCAUAAAACUAAGCGAAAAUACGGUUCAGCACAAGUCGUCCUUACACCUGAUAUGAAUACUCAAAUGAGGUGUUAUGUAGAUGUCUUUAGGGAUAAAGUUGCCCGAAUGAAUGAAAAAGAUCCAUUAGAUCCAGGCAGCUGUUUAUUUGUUACAUGGUCUUUCAAGUCACUAAAUGGAUUUUCAACACAACUUGAUUCUUUUUGGAAAAAAGCCACAAAAUCAAAUAGACAAUGUCUAGUUUCAGCAACCUUAAUUAGAAAAAGUAUCACAACCACUUUCUAUGCUUCAGAAGAAAUAAAUGAUAGUAUUAAGGAUAGGCUGGCGAACCAUAUGAAACAUAAAAGAGAAACAGCUUCUCGCAAUUAUAAUUUAUACAAAACAAUGACUAAUGCUGCUGAGCUUACAAAUCAAAUUGAAAAUAAACUUUUAAAAACCAGCAUUAUAAAUUCUGAAAACUUUUCAAAUAAUUUUACAUCUGAAAAUCUUUCAGAUAAUAUAAAGUUGCCAACAGAGUGCAUCAGUGAUGAAAGUACCUCGAAACGUGGAUGGAAUGGUGAUGAAAUUUUAGAAGUUAAACGUUUAUUUCAACAUCAUGAUUUUCAAGGAUGUUACAUUCCCUAAAUUCGGGAAAAAAUUAAAGAUAAUUUAAUUCUAAAAAGAAAAAGCCCAAAGGCCAUCUACGACAAACUUUUGUCGAUAACAAAGUCUGCAAAUACUUCUGAGAAAAAGAAUCGAGGUGAAAAAAUUGAUGCACAAGACAAACGUUUUUUAAUGGUAAUUUUUAAAAAAGAGAUUAUGCGAGACAUUUCUACUUCUGAAAAUUCGGUUAACGAAAAGUUAAUGCGUACCACUCAUGGUAAAGAGUUGCUAAACAAAUACGGAUUGCAUAAAAUAAUUAAUAAAAUCCGUUAUGAAAAAAACGCAUUGAAGCAAUCACUUUAGUUAUUGAUAUUUAGAAUGAUUAUGUAUAGUUAUAGUUUUUUGAUGCAUUACAUUAAAAUGUCAGUAA
Molecule: messenger RNA, 3646 nt
Organism: Hydra vulgaris (swiftwater hydra)
Lineage: Eukaryota; Metazoa; Cnidaria; Hydrozoa; Anthoathecata; Hydridae
Source: RefSeq, a predicted model, not a curated record